This is a messenger RNA of Hylaeus volcanicus, 2143 nucleotides long. RefSeq lists its product as uncharacterized. The record is from RefSeq and is a predicted model, not a curated record. The transcript has 6 exons. NCBI's taxonomy places the organism in Eukaryota, Metazoa, Arthropoda, Insecta, Hymenoptera, Colletidae. The annotation marks the transcript as partial.
UCGACUUCGGUCAGUGGAUUACGAUGUGCGUUAUUCAUUUUGCAGAAACUGUAUUUCAUACUGGGUGUGUUCUUCGUCGGCAUAAACGGGGAGAAGAAAAUCAACUUGGAGGACAUAGAGAGGGACAACUUGAGAGUGGAGGGCAUAUCGAAGUCGGGAAUCGGAAGGCCACAGGAAACGAAGUACUUGGCGAAACCGGAAAUUAAUCAGCAACAAUAUCAGAUACCCAGCCAGUACAGUAGGCCCACCAGUUCGCCAGUGACAUACGUAACUCCAUCUUCGAGUCAAAACCACGUUCCUCCGGAAUCCUACGCCCAGUACAACAAAUACACCACAAGAGAGCAAGUUUACCAGCAGCAGAACAGCAUUCUACCCGAACAACCGCUGCAACAAUACUACAUUGAUUAUCAACAACAGAAGCAGCCCCCACCGCAAAGGUUGAUCGGACCCAACGUCUACGAACCCCAACAGUUUAUUUACCAACCGGAAGUGACCGUGGGGAAUCAACUGCAGACCACCCAGCAGAAAACGGUCACCGCAAAAUAUGGGAAAAACAAAGAGACGGUGUACGUCGAUGUCCCCAUGAUGCACGUCCUGACCUAUUAUCCGAAUUUGGACGUAAAUCCUGGUAAAAGCAGCGUACUGGUGCCUCGGUUGACUACAUCAGCGGCGGAUCAGAUAUCCAUUCCUCUCUAUUCAUCGCUGAACCAGAAACCAAUUGUUUCGGCGAAGCCGACUUAUCAGCUUCAGUACCCUUCGAAAUACAAUGCUGUCGGUCCAGCCGCCGCUGCAACCAAGGCAAUAAAAAGCACCACAGUUUAUGCUACUCCCGUUACUCCAAAGAAGUACACCAAUGCACCGUUAGUGAACGUACCGACGUACUUUCCAUCAGACCAGUCGUACAACCAAGGAAGGCAGUUCUUGUACACGCAAGCGUACAUCGCUCAGCCCCAGUCGCAAUACGUCCCUCAGCUAGUUUAUACUCAACCGACGAUGGUUUACAUGCAUGCUACGCCGGUCUAUACCGAUGUUUACGCUCGUGCACCUGCCUACGCGCAGGAUAACUCUUUGCCUGCCAACGGGAAGUACAGUGCUCCACCUGAACAGUUGGACACCGCGACGACGAUCGCCGAUCAGUUGCCUAACCAUGUCCAGCAAGCCAGCCAGAGCCUAUCUCUAAAUUACGUCAAGGAUCCCGAGGAACCGAACGAUAACUUGGUGCCACCCCAAUUGCCUGCUCAAGAUUUCAAAUCGGACGUCACGCCCCUGUCACCUGUUCAAUCGCAAGACGAGGAAUCCACUCCGGCUCAGAACCAUGUAGACCUAUCAGAGCCAAGAUCUUUGCUGGAUUCGUACGUUCCGAGCAAUCUAAUCGCGGCUCAGGAUUUUGCCAGAUAUCAGGAGAGGCCGAUCAAAUUGGAAAGUGGCUUCCUGCCGUCGAAAGAGAACUUCCUGCACAAGAAACGCAAAACAAACUGAUUAGCUAGUUUUCGUCGCGUAACGAUCGACGAGUGUCGACCACACGUGGUCAGCAGGGUGUUCGGUUUCGUCGAUGGAAAUUUCGACGUUCGAAGUACAUAGUUACGAGUGAACCUGAAGACGUUUCGCCAACAAUAGAAGGCGCGAUCGCAUAUCUAGUCUUUCAUCGAAGAACGCCGAGCUACGAGCGUGAACGUCGUGUUUCGUCUUACUCUGUUGUUUCUUUUUUAUUUUCUCCCUUUUUUUUUACAGACUUAUAGGUGUACUUUUUAUAUGAUUCUUAAAAGAAAAAAAAAAUAAAGGCUUGUUAAGCAAUCAUUGUUGUCUAUGAAACACUCUAACUGGAUCAACAACGAUGCGAAAUUCUUGGGUAAUUAGCGAAGAAGAAAUCUUAUUCUGUAGCGUAUACUGUAUUCGUGUAAUUAAGAUAUACAUGACUGUUUAUUCGGCGCGUAAAUGAUGGGACGAUCAGUUUGAUGAUUAGGUGUGAUUAAGGUGCAACUGCUGGCGUUAAACACAAUGGCAAACGAAGUCAUAGAAAUCGUACCUACUGGAAUUUUUAACAGAAUUCAAUUAAGAAACCGUUAGUUCGUUUAAAGUGCAAGUAGGUCAAAGAUACACUUACUAUUUUUCAAUUCCGUUUAUACAGGUCAGUUGAGAUUUC